CCUGCAUUCUUAUUUCUAGAUAGAUACAGACAUACAUUGCAAUUGAUUAAACAACGAAUGGGAUGAAGUACCUGAGAGUUCUGAACAAGAACAUCAAUUGCAGCUAAGUAAGGAGCAACAGUGAGAGUCUUGUUCACAAAGUGAACACGGUGUUGAAUCUUUUUCUGCAUCACAUAACUCCGCAAUUCUGUUUCAAACUUUGUUUGUGCACCCAUGUCACUCCCCACAAUUACAGCAUGCACAGAUGGCACCUGCAACUUCUUAUCCUGGAUCAAUUGUAACGCCUCAUAGAAGGAACGUAGGAAUAGAUCCUGGCCCUUUCCACGUGAAACACUGUUUAUAAUGCCAAACAGUAAAUCUUCAUCUCGAACUUGAAGAGACUCCCGGAUGUGCUCACGCAAAACCCUAUUUGCCACACUAUCUUCCGCAACCUCCAUAAGUUCCUUGCUAUUGCCAAGGUGAACAACAUACGUCUCAGGCAUUUUAAUUCCAAGACGCACUUGAGUUCGAUUCUUCCAGUAAUCUGCUGUGACAUGUGAAUCAAUCAUAGCACCAGCAACCAAAGGAAGAUGUUUGACAAAAUCCAAUUUAAAGUAAUGGCCUCGCAUCUCAUGGAUCCACCACAACACUUUUGGAAGAACACGAGAAAGAUUUUCCUUAAGAACAGGAUCCAGCCAUUUCCCAGCAACUGCUGUAUUCAGAACAACCAGAUCAGCUUUGAGGGAAGCAUCUAUAGCUUCUUGUCCCUUUGCAGAUAUUACCUGAACUCCCCGGACCAACAUUUUCUCCUCCAAAUUGUAAAUAACCCCAUCAGUUUGCAGAGGUUUUUGGAUGGUUAUCCAAGAAACUCCAGCACCAACACUCCGUAGUAGAAACGCUAGUUCCAUGAGCAGUAAUGGCCCACCAGAAAGGGAAAGCUCAUGUGAGACCAAAAGUACACGCUUGGAUCUCAUGAAGCUGAGGGGACUAGGGGGCGUCGCCUUCGUAUUCACCGGCACCGGUGCAUUCCCGGAAGAACGAGCAGAUCCCUGAGCAACUUCUUCCAAGUGACGAUCGCAGGAAUCGAAAGCGGACCUGAUAAAGAAAGCGAUGACGGUGGAGAUGGAAAGCAUGAUUAACAGACCCAGCAGCCAUCUCUUCUGCAGAAGCGGCCAACCGACGGAGUGUUUCGCCAUGUCCGCUGGCGAGUAGCUGCUGCCAGUGGCUCUGCCUUUAGAGCCGAUGCCGAGCGUGGAAAAGAGGAGGAGAAGAGGAGGCGAGAAGAAGGCUUUAGGGGCAGGAGUAUCUGGAGCAGCAUUUUAGGGUUGGGAAUGGGGUGGAAGAGCAGUGAUUUCUGUACAUUUGGCUUUCCCGGAGUGGCCACUUGUAAUUAAUUUGAUAGCUAGAAAAACCAAAACCCAAACGGAGAAAACAAGAAAACGGAGAGAAAGAAAACCGGAAACAAUCACAAAACUUGCAAGCAAACGAAAUUCCUCCCCACAGAAAGGGAAAAGGCAAGCUUGAAACUUCAGAGACUACCCAAUGUGUUCCGUCGUGGGUUUCAACUGCGGAUUGGAGAUGGGAACAGGGUUGAGAUGAUUGUUCGGAGUAAAUAAAGUAUUGAUUGCAGCAGAGGGGAACGAAUGAUUGUGAAGGUCAAAUCUUGACUAUGGAUUUCCCGAACUGAUAGCCAGGCAGAACGAGGAGAGCUAUGGAAAGAUUUCUAAGCAAGGGAAUGAUUACAGCUAAAGCUCAGAUUUCGAUCGUACCUAGCCAGAAUGGAAUGGAGAUAACCAAAAAGGAAGGAAAAUGAAGGUAGGGGAAAGGACGCGUGACUACACGUGCUGUUAGACCACCCAACUCAAUUUGGGAGGCGAGGGCGACAGGGCUAGUUUGAUUCGUUUGGGUUUAAACCACCAGAGAGUAGCGACGAACUCACGAGGGUUUCAGUCUGGAUGGUGAACUCAUCCGCCUGAAAUUGGAGUUCUGGAGGCAUUCAGGUGGGAUUGUUGCAACAUGCAAUACUGUUCCAUGGAUUCCUUCAGCUGGUUAUGCAUCUUGCUCAUAGCUUUACUUUUACAGAUUCUUGGCUCCACUGCUGUUCCUGUACCAAACUCGAAUUGCUAUUCUCUUGACAAUUCUAGUCGCCUUGUGGACUUUAGCAGCUUGAUUGGACAUGCAUUCGUGCAUGAGGCAAAGGACAAUACUGAUUUGGUAGUUCGCUUUUGCAAAGAUGUGGAGACUAGAUCACAAACGGGAUAUGUUGACUUUGGUCGGUUCAGUAACCCUAGCUCAUUCCACACUGGUUCAGGACAAGUGGAUUUUGUUCAAGAUUUUUACAACGGUGACCUAGUGAACUGCGAGAAUAGUUACGACAAACUGGGACGCACUGCUCAGGUGAACCUUCUAUGUGGAGGUUGCUUAACUGGAGCAUGUCAAGGUGGACUUGGUUGCAUAUGCAAUUUCACUUAUGAGUCAACUUGCAGGGUUGUGAUUGAUCUUGCGAUUCCAUGCGAGAAACCUGGUCCCCGUGUAUUCCAAGGUUUCACUGUUGGUUUCCACCCACGGUCCUGGGAAAUUGUGUACGAUGGUUUGACUCAGCCAGGUUAUGAGAAACCCCACCAAGAUUUCAGCCUUGGCACGGACCAAAAUGUUGUUACCCUCUAUAUGACAGCAAUUGCUUCCCUUUCUGCAUUGGUGACAAAACCUAUGAUUGAGGUUCAUCCUCAGAAAGGGCUAGAAGUUGUCUUGUCUGGGUCUGGGGCAAGCGGUACUCCUCCAACGACUCUGUCUCCGAGCAUGUUGAUUCUGGAAUGGGAAUGUCAGAAGGGUCGCAUUAUACCAUAUGAAGUGAAUGUCACAAUACCCAUAGAUGGUUACAGUCCUAUUCAGUUUUUCCUCACAAAAAUGUGUGAGCAUAGGCAAGAUGAAGAAGAAAACACGACGAGAGGAUGGGUCAUAUUUGGCAUCCUUUCUUGCAUAUUCUUUGUCGGUGCAACAUUGUUCUGCUGUGCAGGUUUUAUUUACAAGACACGCGUGGAACGCCUGCAUGGAAUUGAUGCAUUGCCAGGAAUGACAAUUCUAUCUGCAUGUUUAGAAGCUGUAAGCGGCAUGGGCCAUGGUUACUCUUACUCCCGAACAGAAGAAGUUCAUGGCGGCUAUACCAGCGAUGCAUCGUGGGACCGACCUUCUGUUUCUGGAUCGGCAGCAGCAUCAUCAUCCACUCCAACUCGAGGAUCUUCGAGAUCAGGAAACGUCCGAUAUGGCUCGAUCUAAUAUUUUCCCAGAUUCAAGAAAGACGAGGAAAGUUACAUCAUUUCAGUGUGGUAAAUGUGCAUGCUAAGAGAACCAGUUUGUUGUGGUUAGACUUAGAAGCGGUUGUGAACUUGGAAUUGUGAGUUUCUUCAGCAAGCAAAGAAUGUUAUCACCUGAAGUUAAUUGAUUUUCAUGAUCCAUCAGCUGGUUAUUCAAUGCAUUCUCGUUCUAAUGCUAUGUUCGAGGUAUGGUUGUUUGAGAAUGGAGACGAUGUGGAUGCCCAAAAGCUUUGCAGCUGUUAAAGGGUUAGGGAGCUGCUUUUGGAGCAGUUAGCCGACCUUAUCUCUGUUACAAGUUGGAAUCAGUUUUUGUGAAACCAAAUUGCAGAAACAUUUUCUAUUUUCACCAGCUCUCUUUUUCCAGUUUCAGAAAGCACCUUUUGGAAACCAACUCAGAAUAUUAGGAUGUAUGGGAAGAAAGACGACAUGAGAAGGUUUCACUUUCAGAAGCAGUGCAGACUGGAGAUGAUUGUCCAAAUUGUCAAAAGAGCAGGUGGAGUAUUGGUGUGGACAUUGCCAACUUAGUCUACGAAGUGCUUUGUCCUUGAGUUGGCAUGCAUAGAUAACACCUACGCCGCGUGGUGGCCAGACUCGUCUCAAAUCUCAAUCUCGAAUCUUAUUGUUUAGAGGAAAAUGAUCUGGUCUUUGACUUGGCUUCUAUCAUCAUUGUUUGACCCUUCUGGAUGCGCAGACUGAGAC
Molecule: messenger RNA, 3992 nt
Organism: Linum tenue
Lineage: Eukaryota; Viridiplantae; Streptophyta; Magnoliopsida; Malpighiales; Linaceae
Source: the annotation of a GenBank genome assembly